Molecule: messenger RNA, 1590 nt
Organism: Morus notabilis
Lineage: Eukaryota; Viridiplantae; Streptophyta; Magnoliopsida; Rosales; Moraceae
Product: ras-interacting protein RIP3
Exons: 2
Coding region: 137-1231 (364 amino acids)
Biological process (GO): positive regulation of DNA-templated transcription
Cellular component (GO): SWI/SNF complex
Source: RefSeq, a predicted model, not a curated record
CAAAAAAGUGGGGGCCAAAGGCUUGCUUUUCUUAUAUUUCCUUUGAAUUGUCAGUUUCACUCUCUACGGUCUACACCAAGGAGGAAUUCUGAAUUAUAGAGAGAGAGAGAGAGUCUUUAGAGAGAGAGAGAGAGAGAUGGAAGAAGCAAAGGCAAUGGCGGCCCAACAGCAGCAGCAGCAAUUGAUGUAUCAGCAAUCUCAACAACAACAACAACACAUGAUGCUUCUCCAACAACAACUCCACAAACAACAACAGCAGCAACAACAGCAGCAACAACAACAACAACAACAACAACAACAGGCCGCCGCCGCCGCCGCCGCCAUUUCUCGAUUCCCGUCGAACAUCGACGCCCACUUGCGGCCCCUUCGUCCCCCCUCUUCCAUAAAUCUCCCUCAAAACCCUAAUAAUAAUAAUCCUAGUAAUAACAGUAAUAAUAUUCCUAAUAAUCAAAAUCAACGGCAACAGCAGAAGGCGAUCCGACCCGGAAACCAAGCGGAGCUCCAGAUGGCCUACCAGGAUGCCUGGCGCGUCUGCCAUCCCGACUUUAAGCGUCCCUUCUCCUCUCUUCAGGACGCCUGCGAGAGGCUAUUGCCUUAUCAUGUCGUGGCUGAUUACGAGGCCGAGGAAGACGAUAGGAUCCUCGACUCUGAUACAACAGGCCAAAUGCCUUCUCGCUCACAACAAUGGGAUCACAACAUAUCCGCCAAGGUUGCAGAGUUCACGGCCACUUUUGAGAAGCAGGCUCUCGCCUUCAACAUUAUCUCCCGCAAACGGGCUGUCGGGGAGUUCAGGUCCGAGGAGAGAAUGAUGAUCGAGCAAGCUCUGUGCCAAGAGGAGAAGCGUGCCUACCUGGAAUUCAAAACAGAGCUGGAAUCAAGAGAGAAAGCCGGCCGGGAGGCUCACGAAGCUAAAAUGCGUAUGCAAGCCUUUGUUCAGGCAGAGCAUGUCAGGGCCGAGUCACAAGCACACGCUGAAGUGAUGCCUCGAGGCCCCAUAAGGGCAAGUGCGCUUGGUUCGCAAGGCAAUGACAUGUCGAUUGGCCAGAACAUGGGUGAGCAGGAGCACGGAGUCAAUGCUGACGAGAUGAUAAAUGGAUGGGGAAACAAUACUCAGAGAGAUGAGAAGGAGCCUUCUGAAGAUUUUUUGAAUGACGAGGAGACCGAAAACGGAGAAACAGGCAUGCAAGAUGGAUGGCGCGAAGUCGGGGAGUUUGAUUUAAACACUAGAUGAACUGUGGAAGGCAAACAUAAGCGCACAUGAGGAGGGGAAAGGAAGCAAUUUCCAUGGUAAACUGGUUCAAUCAAUCCGGCAUGGACUUUGUAAGGUCACAUUGCAAACCAAACAAAAAAGAGAAAUGAUUUUCGCUUGAAAGAUGGGUUCCUACUUCCUUCGACCAGACGUAGACGUAUGGUGCUGCUAUUCUUAAUGGAUUGGAUGGUACAUAUGAUAUGAUGUUUCCGAAUUUAUGACUUUUGGUCAUGGCGUUGGUUGUUAGGUACUAGAUUUUCUGUACUUGUUGCUUUGUAAAAUUGGCUGCAUGGCACUGGAUUGUUAUUAUGUUACCAUCAACAAAGUCGGAUAUUUGAAUU